CUCAUCACCUACGACUACUUCCUCACUCUUGAUCGCGAGAUUCAGUACAUCUGGAGGAGGAAGUUCACGAGUGCAAGUGCGAUCUACAUCGUCACACGUUACUCCUCGUUGGCCUCCAACAUCGUCAUCUCCCUCAAUCUCUUCCCUCGGCCCGGCGAAUUAUCUGCAGUGAGCGUCUUCCUGAGCCCCAGCAGAUACUAG
Molecule: messenger RNA, 201 nt
Organism: Epithele typhae
Lineage: Eukaryota; Fungi; Basidiomycota; Agaricomycetes; Polyporales; Epitheliaceae
Exons: 1
Source: RefSeq, a predicted model, not a curated record